GCGAAUGUGCUAGUUUUGGCCGCGGUAAGCUCUUUUUAGAUAGCAACUGCACUGGUUUUGUUACGUAGACCUGGCAACCCUGAUUGAAUGAACGUACAGGUGUCCAAGUUACGGGUAUUUUAGUUGGAACAGGUAUCGCACACCCAGAAAUGAAAACAACUUACUUCCUUGUGAACUUUCUUAUCACUUUUUUGAGCGUCAUGGUUGGUUUGUCAUUCUCCAAACUUGCCAGGCCAACGAUACCGGCGAUAGCACAUUACUUUGGGACAAAAGGCAGGUACGAGGAAGUGAACCCACAUCUAUCAGAUGACAUUUUGUUUGUAAACAGAUCGCUGGUAGCUCCCCCCUCUCCCAAAUGCCGUGCCAUUCAUAUGGUGUCGGUUAUCCGUCACGGGACGCGCUAUCCAACCACCAAAAAUGUGAAAAAGAUAGCGCGACUGUUUGAUCUGGUCGUGUCUCAAGCGUCGGGUUCAGCCUCAUGGCUCAAUGACAUUAAGACAUGGAAGAUGUGGUACACUGAAGACAUGGACGGCAGACUGGUGGAGAAAGGACGUGAUGACCACCGGCAUUUGGCUAUGAGACUGGCACAGUCAUUCCCCACAUUAAUUUCUGAGGAUCAUCUCCGUGCCAACCGCAUUGAGUUCAUCACCAGCUCCAAACACCGUUGUGUUGAUAGUGUUAAAGCUUUCCAAGAGGGUCUUCACCGACUCUGGAAUGUUCAGGAUAUGGAGUACAAACACUAUGUGGAUGAUUCACUCAUGAGAUUUUUUGAUCAUUGUGAGAAAUUUGUUGAAAGUGUUGAGAAAAACAAAACAGCUUUGAAGGAGGUAGAGCGCUUUAAAUCUUCAGCAGUUAUGGAUACAGUACGGAGGAAAAUAUCCAGUCACCUUCAGAUUCCAUACAAUCAAAUCACCCCAGAUAUGGCAGAGGCAGCUUUCUUUUUGUGUUCCUAUGAGUUUGCCAUCAAGUCAGAGAACUCCCCCUGGUGUGAGCUACUGGAUGAGUCGGAUGCUCAAGUCCUGGAGUACAAAAGUGACCUUAAACAGUACUGGAAGCGAGCAUAUGGACAUGACAUCAACCGUAAAUCCAGCUGCCCUCUCUUUAAUGAUAUUUUCAAGCGUCUUGAUAAGGCUGCUAAUGACAGAUUUGGAAAGCUAAAAAAGACUGCCACCAUCCAAGUUGGACAUGGUGAAACCCUACUGCCUCUGCUCUCUCUGAUGUCCUUCUUUAAAGAUGAAAAAACUUUAACUGCAGAGAAUUUUUCAUUGCAGCACAAACGCAAAUUCCGCUCUGGUCAGAUUGUACCUUAUGCUGCGAAUUUAGUCUUUGUCCUGUAUGAAUGCAGUGAUGGACUCAGAAUACAGUUGUUUCUCAAUGAGAAGCCUAUGAUUUUUCCCAACAUGAACCAUUCGGCUCCACUAUAUGAAACGGUCAGAAAGCAUUACUCAAAGCUCCUUAAUGGCUGUGAGUUUAAUAAUGCAUGUAAUAUGCCUCAAGCAAACCUCAGGAACACUGAACUUUGAGUUUGGUUAAUAAAUAGUGGAUUGUAGGGAUCAAUUACUGUGCACUUGCAAUGACUGUAUCUUCACAUUGUACUUUUGAUUCUUUUUUUUCAUGGUGUGGUUGGAAGUCAAAUAUACUGUUUUAUUUAUUUUACAGGUUACUAUAUUGCCAAAGGGUGAGAUUUGUUCUUGAUUUAUUUUCCAAAAGUUAUAAUUAUGAUAUAAUUAUGGUUAUACUGUGCCAAAUAAUUUGUAACUUUGUAAUAAUGCAAUUUAACGGAGGCCUUGAGGCUUUUAUAUUUUAUUUUUAUAACUGUGCAUUUUUCUAGUAAGUUCACUUUUUAGGUUUGUAUAAAAGUCAAAGCCCACAAUGAAUUUAAUCAAAUAUUGAAAAUGGUUUGUUAAAAAGAAUUCUGAAAUCUUUUGAUCUGGAUCAAAUAUUCAGUAUGUGUUGUUAUUUCAUUUAAUUAUCUUGUUUUAAGAUUGGGAUACCUUAGAUCAAAGAAAGCCCAGCAUAAGGGUGGAUUGCAGGAACAAAAUGUAAUAAUCUUUUAAACAUUUAUAUUUUGUGCUUGCUUUAACUGUUACAUUGACAAAGCAGAUAAAGUAAAAGUAAGCUGUAAGCAUUUCAGUACAUGAAAGUAUAUAUUGUCUCCAUAAAAUUAUCACCCAAAAAGCUGUCAAUACCAAACAAAAAUAAUAUAUUUCCUUUUAGCUGUCAUUAUUCACUGUAUAUUAAUUAUGAUGACACAAUCAUCAGAGAUGAACCAAACCUUUUAUUGCAUUUCUUUUAUUUAUUUGUUAUGGAUCAAAUGAAAGGCCUGAUUGUUUAAAAUAAAUAAAAAAUGGAAGUGGA
Messenger RNA from Labeo rohita (rohu), 2358 nucleotides. RefSeq names its product multiple inositol-polyphosphate phosphatase 1b (gene minpp1b). The coding region runs from base 150 to 1523 and encodes 457 amino acids. Lineage: Eukaryota; Metazoa; Chordata; Actinopteri; Cypriniformes; Cyprinidae. The transcript has 5 exons. The record is from RefSeq and is a predicted model, not a curated record. Gene Ontology annotation, molecular function: acid phosphatase activity; inositol phosphate phosphatase activity.